This is a messenger RNA of Blumeria graminis f. sp. triticale, 810 nucleotides long. The record is from the annotation of a GenBank genome assembly. NCBI's taxonomy places the organism in Eukaryota, Fungi, Ascomycota, Leotiomycetes, Helotiales, Erysiphaceae.
AUGUCACGCUCUUCUUAUCCACACUCAUCACCUCCUAGGAUGGUGAACGCCUCUAGUAGUGCAUUCAGCAGCUCGGCAAAUCCAGAUGAAGAUUGGACCAAGAUUCCUGAUCUCGCUGAACGCCGACGGAUUCAGAAUCGAAUUGCCCAACGUAAUUAUCGCAAAAAGUUAAAGAGACGGCUAGAAGAUUUGGAGCGUCGAGCUGGUUCCUCCUCUGCAUCUCCACCGCAGACACAUGUAGAACUACAAGAUCAAACAAACAACCAGGAGACGCCGGUUAGGUCAUUUAUCCGGAGCCCGGAGAUGCAUCAACAACUACCAUUCAUGACAAGGCCCGAAUUACAGCAGCAGCAGCAGCAAUUAUCACCCAUAACCCCGAAUCAGACCAAUCAUCCAUCCCUGGAGGGGAAUAUACCUACCCCUAACCUUUUAAAAAGAUCCCCGUCUCAGUCACCGCCGCCUCCUCUGGAUUACUAUUACUUUUACCCAUAUCCGUUUCCAUUAGACGAGAAUAAUUAUGAGUCGUAUCCAAUGCCGCAGCAGAACCAUUAUUACUCUGGUAAUAACGAGCAACUUGUUUUUGGAGAAAAUAAUUAUCCGGCACCAUUCACACUACCUUCUAAUUUAGAACAACUGAAUCAGCCAAUUAAGCGGGAAGGUGGAACAUUAAGCCCUAUGAACUUUAACGCGUCGGAGCUUCCCAAUGUAAACAUAGUCGAACCACACGAUUACACACAGUUUGAGCCACAUAAUUUUCCUUUUUCCGUAUCCUAUGAGCAAUUUUUAAGCUUUUCGAAUCCAGGCAUCUAA